Owenia fusiformis is the source of this 1409-nucleotide messenger RNA. The record is from the annotation of a GenBank genome assembly. Lineage: Eukaryota; Metazoa; Annelida; Polychaeta; Sabellida; Oweniidae.
CCAAUCAGUAAGUUUAAUAUGACAAGUCUUUGAAUCCCACAUCGGGGUGUUUGAGAAGUCAAGAACAAAUAGUAAUUAACGGUAAAACCCCCGCUGGUAUAUUGGAAUUUUGUUCCAACACACCAAGCUACCGCGAGAGUAAAGCAUCAUUGAGGCAAGUCAUCAAUGGUUUUUGCUUGCUGCCGUGUCUAUAGAUUAUCUGUUAGGCAAAAAUUAGCUGGAAUCACGAAGAGAUACAAAAUUAUCUGUUUGGUUCUGCCACAUUAUAGAUUAUCAACGAUAUAUGAGACAAAUUUCAUCGAUUCUACCAGCCUAGGAAAAAUAUAGAGAAAUAUAGAUAUAUGUGGAUCUUCACAAAUAUAUAAGAUUCAUUGAUUAAUGUGAUAGUGACAGUGUCCCAGAAUAUACGGAUUAGUACAGCAUAGUGCAAACUGCAGACGUCAUCUCGUUCAUUAAUUCUGCGGCAAUGCCAACAAUUAAAUCUAUCGCAACUGUGGAAAAUAUGAACCGUCCAAUACAGGUGAAACCUGCAGACAGUGAAAGCCGGGCAGGCCAGGAGGACAGAAAGCUGUUCAUUGGCAUGCUCAACAAACAACAAGCUGAGGAAGAUGUGAGAACAAUCUUUCAGCCAUUUGGAAAAAUUGAAGAAUGUACUAUAUUACGGGAUCAAAACGGUAACAGUAAAGGCUGUGCGUUUGUGAAGUAUAGCGGUCACACAGAAGCACAAGCUGCAGUUAAUGCUCUACACGGAUCUCAAACCAUGCCUGGUGCCUCAUCAAGUCUUGUUGUCAAGUUCGCUGAUACUGAGAAAGAACGUCAGCUCCGGAGACUCCAACAAAUGGCGGGUCCACUUGGCGUGUUGAGUCCCUUUGCGCUGACACAAUAUGGUGCUGGAAGUACUGCCUAUGGAGCAUAUACUCAAGUUCCGCAAGUAUUACAAUCGGGACAAACGCUUCUCACUCCAAAUGGAGGCGCCGGCUACAUGCCUUUGGCCACUGCCGCCAUGGCGCAAGAGGAGGGCUUUCAGAACCCUACGUUGGUACAACAACAAGCUGCAUUGAUGGCUGCCGCAACACAGGGUGGUGCCGCUGCCGGAUACAUCGCCAACCCCAUGGCCACAGCAGCAUUGGCAGCACACAUGCAGCAGAUGUCCGCCCUUACCCCUAACGGCCUCCCAGGGUCUGCGGCCAUGACACCCACAACUGGUGAACUAGUCAAUGCCAGUUCAACGAUGAACGGUACCCCUCCCACAAUUCUCUCCCCAACUGGCACAGCAAGCUUUGCCGUUCCCGUCACUAAUGGUGAAAUGGGACCUGCUGUUUAUACCAAUGGAGUGCCUCAGUAUACAGCACAAAUGACCAAUGGUGACCCAUUACAGCAAGCCUACUCUGGAAUGCAGCAGUAUGCUG